GCUUGGGAGGGGGCCUGCGGGAGGUAGGGGUCGCUCGGGGUGAGGAGGCGGCGGCGGCGGCUGCUGCUGCUAGGAGGCGGAAGUGGGUCCGGGCCGCCCCGGCUGAGGCUCUGAGUGCGUGGAAAAGGCUCGCGCUCCGGCGUCCUGAGGGAUCCUGCGCCCUCCCUUGGUCCCCUUCGCGACGGCGGCCAUGGCGAAAGGCAGCGUCGGGGAGCGGGCUGAGGAGGUGGCGGCGGGGCCGCAGGACCCCUCUGACCGGGCCCUGAAAGAAAAAGCUAAUGCUGAAGCUGGAUCAGCAAGGAUGUCUCUUCUUAUAUUGGUGUCCAUUUUCUUGUCUGCUGCUUCUGUUAUGUUUUUGGUAUAUAAGAAUUUCCCUCAACUUAGUGAGGAAGAAAGAGCAAACAUGAAGGUUCCCAGAGAUAUGGAUGAUGCCAAGGCACUAGGAAAAGUUUUAUCCAAAUACAAGGACACCUUUUAUGUACAAGUACUUGUAGCUUAUUUUGCUACAUAUAUUUUUUUGCAAACAUUUGCUAUUCCAGGUUCUAUAUUUCUCAGUAUUCUUUCAGGAUUUCUUUAUCCCUUUCCACUGGCCUUAUUCCUUGUUUGUUUGUGCUCUGGUCUCGGUGCUUCCUUCUGUUACAUGCUUUCAUAUUUGGUUGGGAGACCAGUAGUAUACAAGUAUUUAACAGAAAAGGCAGUGAAAUGGUCACAGCAGGUUGAACGACACCGAGACCAUCUCAUUAACUACAUAAUAUUUUUGAGAAUAACUCCUUUUCUGCCUAACUGGUUUAUUAAUAUAACAUCUCCUGUUAUAAAUGUACCAUUAAAAGUGUUUUUUAUUGGUACUUUUCUAGGUGUUGCACCUCCAUCUUUUGUAGCAAUCAAAGCAGGAACAACACUGUACCAGCUUACAACAGCAGGAGAAGCUGUUUCCUGGAACUCAGUAUUUGUCCUGAUGAUUUUAGCAGUUGUCUCUAUUCUGCCAGCUAUCUUCCAGAAAAAACUGAAACAAAAGUUUGAGUAACAAAACACUUUGGUUUUAAUUUCCCUAUAUUUUCAUCUCAGGAUCUGCAAUUCUGCAUUUUUCUGUUUUGAAAUCAUCUCUUCACCAAUGGAAAAAGAGAACAUUUUCCUGUCAAACAACUGGGGUGUAAGGCAUUCUAAAGUGGCAAGGAAGAAGAGGAAGUAAAAUAGGAUUGGAAAAGGACAUUAAAAUAUUUGCUUGCUGUUGGUGGAUAGGAAAACAUUAACUUCUAAAUGAACCCUAGGCAGUAAGUACAGACGAGUAUUAAUGGCAUGUUGCAGAGAAUUCUUCAUUAAAAACCAUCAAGCUAAGCUAGCUAUUGUAAUCCAGGACCUGGGUACACUUAUCUCUGACUUGGUAAUUGGGGCUGUUGAUUUUCCCUUCUCCCUUCUCUCUCUCCUUCUCUUCCCCAAGUAUUAGCUUAAUGAAUAUGCAACAGUACUUGCUGGAAAACAAGUGUUAAUAUUCCAGCUGAGAUCAGCUUUUUUUUUUUUUUUUAAUGGAGCAUCAACCGGGAAAAUUAGACUCACAUGCUAUAGUUCUUAUUUUUUCCCUCUUAGAUUUGUUUGAUGAAUUUGUUUAAAUACAAACCCUUGGAAGAUUGAGAAAUUCGCUUAGGAUAUCAAGUUUUUCUACUUUUGUGGGGUUUGAUUUUUGUUGUUUUAAAUUUUUAUCAUGAAUUUGUCUGAAAUUUAACAUCCUGACCUCAUUUUGUUUUGUUCUCUUUAAACUAGUUUUGCCAGUAUUUCAGUUGUGCCUGUAUGUUAGGAUGAUCAAAAUUAAUGGCAAUAAUUUCUGUCCAAAUAAUAUUUUAGAAUGCUAUGCCUUUUUGAAAAUUCAAAAGGGGGUUCCCAAGCAUCUCUCCAAAUACAGUCUGGAGGGGGUAGAAAAAUUGCACUGCUUUGAAUUUUUUAGGGACAAAAACUUAGUGCCAGUACACAUCUUCACUGGUAAAUAUAAUAAAGUGGUUAGACAAAUAGUUACAGAAUUUUCAUCCUUAAUUUAUUAGUCUGAUAAAGUAUGUUAUAUAAUUAUACUUUUUAGUGCAUGUUAUACUUAUAAAGCUAUGUUUUUUGGUAGCUUUUUGUUUGUGACUGCUUUAGAUCAAGCAGUUUUCAAAUUGAGUGCUUUAUGUUGUCUUAAGCCAACAAAUAAAAAAGAACACUGUCUCUUAAAUGUUAAUAACCCUAAUUAGGUAGCACUGGAAAAACUAUUCACUGCUUGCUGCUUGUUUGCAGUGCCUCUGAUUCUGGGCUUUGCCAUUCUGCAAGAUUUUGUCAGUUUUGUUUUCCCAGAAGUUUGUCAUUACAUAAAGGGUCUUCUAGAAACCAGAGAAACCCUGUAUUAUUAUUUUUAAUUUAGAAAGAUGUGGUCAUCUUUAAAAUCUGUUUUCUAUAAUAUAAUGUGGAUCAAUCUAUUACUUUUUCUGUCACAGUAUUAACAAAUGAAUUUAUUGUAAAUAUGCAGAAAAUAUAUUAACAUGUACAUGUCUCAUUGUUUUUAUGUGAUCUCAUUUAAUUUUGUUCAUAGAAAAAGCUUCCUUUCCUAUUGCUCUUAGAGCAUACAAUAAAGGUUUGAGUAUUUUUACAUAAAACUAUCUCAAACAUACUUUAUGGACAGAGUAGUACUAAUUUAAAAAAUAUGACAAGAGUAAAUUUUUACUUCAAAAUAUGAACUUGAAUUAUAAUUUAUGAGCUUGGACUCAGCAGAGCAAUGAAGCUUCACAUUAUUGAGCUUGUCACCUGAAGCCCUCCUGUUAACUUUUCAGAGUUUUUGUGUCAUCAUUACUGACUGUUUAAUUGCUCCCCUCUACUUUUGACCUUUGAAUAGUAGAUAAAUAUGAUUGCUAUUUUCAGUUUAAUGUUUUUUCUUCCUGAGAAUGUCAUUGACUUCAAACCAAUAGUUUUAGAUUCCUUUUUGAUGGCUGCUAGGAAGGAAUCCUUGAGCAUGUUUUACUGGGGGAAAAUACAGACAGUAACAUACAUGCAAAAGCCCCUUCACAAAUGUGAUAUUCCUGGAAAACUUUUUCUAAUGCCCCAAAUUGAUAAGUUCCAAUUGGCACAAGUUUAAAUCCUUUGGAUGGAGAUAGCUGCCAUGAAACAAACGGGAAGGUGAACAAAGUUGGUAGGAGGAUGAGACAAUAACUUACCAUGUGAGAUUGCAUUCACUUGGCAAAGUAGACUGUCUUUAGAAUUGUUGUAUUAUGUUUUAUGUACAAUAUUUUUAAGAUACUCGGUGUAAGCUAAACUGUGAUGGGAAUAAAACACUUACGAAACAUCA
Messenger RNA from Sarcophilus harrisii (Tasmanian devil), 3304 nucleotides. It is a transcript of the gene TMEM41B, whose product is annotated as transmembrane protein 41B. The record is from RefSeq and is a predicted model, not a curated record. Bases 191 to 1024 code for a protein of 277 amino acids. NCBI's taxonomy places the organism in Eukaryota, Metazoa, Chordata, Mammalia, Dasyuromorphia, Dasyuridae. Gene Ontology annotation, cellular component: endoplasmic reticulum membrane. The transcript is spliced from 7 exons.